Messenger RNA from Spea bombifrons (plains spadefoot toad), 4910 nucleotides. It is a transcript of the gene GPATCH8, whose product is annotated as G-patch domain containing 8. NCBI's taxonomy places the organism in Eukaryota, Metazoa, Chordata, Amphibia, Anura, Pelobatidae. Gene Ontology annotation, cellular component: nucleus. Bases 75 to 4289 code for a protein of 1404 amino acids. Gene Ontology annotation, molecular function: nucleic acid binding. The record is from RefSeq and is a predicted model, not a curated record. The transcript is spliced from 8 exons.
GUUUCUGGGUGCGUUCAGUCGCCAAGUGGGUGUGGUUUUAUGUACGCGCUGCUCGUUCCCGCAGAUGCUGCAAGAUGGCGGCGGAUAGAUUCUCCCGGUUUAACGAGGACCGAGACUUCCAGGGUAACCACUUUGACCAGUAUGAAGAUGGACAUCUGGAGAUAGAACAAGCUUCUCUGGACAAGCCAAUUGAAUCGGAUAACAUCGGACACCGCUUACUGCAGAAGCAUGGCUGGAAACUUGGCCAGGGCCUGGGGAAAACGUCACAGGGUAGAACAGAUCCGAUCCCAAUUGUGGUCAAAUAUGACGUCAUGGGAAUGGGACGCAUGGAGAUGGAGUUGGAUUAUGCAGAAGAUGCUACGGAACGUCGACGUGUUUUAGAAGUGGAAAAAGAAGACACGGAGGAGCUGAGACAAAAAUAUAAGGAAUUUGUGGACAAAGAGAAGGCCAUCGCCAAAGCGUUGGAGGAGCUACGGGCAAAUUUCUACUGUGAGCUGUGUGACAAGCAGUAUCAGAAACAUCAAGAGUUUGACAACCACAUCAACUCGUAUGACCACGCGCACAAACAGCGGCUGAAGGACCUGAAGCAAAGAGAGUUUGCCCGUAAUGUGUCCUCCCGUUCUCGGAAGGAUGAGCGAAAGCAGGAGAAAGCCAUGCGUCGUCUGCUUGAACUUGCAGAACAGAGGAAACAAGCAGAAAACAGUGCUCCUGGCAGUGGACCAAUGUUCAAAGCUACCACCAUUGCUGUGGAUGAAGAAGGCUUCGAAGAUGAAGAUACACCCAGUGGUUUCAGUUCUGUAGCCCAAGACAGUCCCAAAUCUGUAACGGAAGAUAGGAUUCCUCAACCUUCCACCUCUGUCCCCACUCCACCUAUUGCCCCAGCAAUUAGCUUUGGCUUUAAAAGCUCAGCUAAUGCCCCAUCCCUUCAGAAGGUGGGUUUUUCAUUUUCCUUCGCCAAAAAGACUCCGCUAAAGUUAGAGUCUUCGGCUGCUGUAUUUAAAGAUGUUGGUGAGGAGGUGGGGUCUGCGGAGGAGGAAAAGGAGGAGGAUAAAGCCCCAGCUGAACUUGUUAACACAUUCAAGGCUGUUGAGGGAGAGAACAGUACAGGAAGUGACAGCAAGGCGGAGGAGGAGGAAAAUCAAGGAGACAAUGGCGCCUCCCUGGCAAGCACUUUAUCCAAACUGAAAAAGAUGAAGCGUGAAGAAAGAGGGGGGCAGGCAGGGGAGCCAGAGUAUUAUCACUACAUGCCACCUGCCCACUGUAAGGUCAAGCCAAACUUCCAGUUCUUGCUCUUCAUGAGGUCUACAGAGCAGACUCAGACAGAAAAUCAGCCUCCAAAAGAAGAGAAAAAACAAACUGCACCGAGCAAGACCAAAAGUGGAAGAGCAACCGAAAAUAAAGUAGAGAAAGUGACAGUUGUUGAGAACAAAGCAGGAGGAUCCCAAUCGAAGGAAAAAAGUGCCUCUCCAAGGGUUCCUAAAACAGAGAUAAAGGCCACCGCUGCAGAUGAAGACAAACCAGUUGCUGCUUCAAGUGGAGAACCUAAAAAGGAACCAGCCAUACCUGGUAAGGAGCAAUCAGAGGGGCCGAAAAAUGCAACGGGACCUUUUUUUCAAGUGCUGAGCAAGGACGAGAGCACAGUUUUGCAGUGGCCCUCUGAGCUCUUGAUAUUUACACAGGCUGAGCCAUCUGUCUCCUACAGCUGCAACCCUUUAUAUUUUGACUUCAAGCUUUCUCGGAACAAAGAUGCAAAAGGCAAGGUUGUUGAUAAACCAAAGGACAACCAGGGGCCUAGUAAGGACAGCGUAUCUGGUCCUGAGCCAUCUAAACCCAUUGAUUACACUGGUGUAAAGAAAGAAGUGAUGCAUACAUGUGGGAUCCAGCCCAAAGCUUGCAGUGCCCUUACUGGAGACAGCAAGCCUGAAACCCCUGAAGAGGAGAAUAAAGGAGAAAUAGCUGGAAAGGCACGCAAGCAUAAGAAGAAAAAAAAGCACAAGAAAAGCAGCAAGCGGAAGCGAAAACACAAAGAUGGAGAAGAGGAGGAGGGACAGAAGUCCAAAAAAAGGAAGAAGCAUAAUAAGCACAAGAAAUCUAAAAGUGCUUCCAAAGCUAUGAAAGUUGAAGAGAUGGAAUCUGGAAUAUCUACUGCAGGGGGAGCCCGUAUCAGAGACUCUACACAGAAGAUGUCAUUGAGCAAAGAGGAGACUGGAGCUUCAGGUAAUAAAAACCCUAAACAGGAGAUAUCUACCUCCAAAGAGCCUGAGAACAAGAAGCCCAAAGUAGAACCCAAGCCAGCACCAUUACACCCCUCACCAGCUGCUCCAUCUUCUUCCUCCGUUUCACAUAGACGCACACCUACCAAAGCCAGGAGCCGGCAAAGUAGCCGAGACUAUGACAGUGAGGAUGACGGGUCCCCAAGCAGAAAGAAAUCAACGUCACGAUAUAGUGAUGACUAUGAUUCUACCACUGAUCACUCCAGAAGCCGGUCACGAUCAGGAAAGAGGCGGCGAUCCUACUCCUCAAGUUCUGGUGGCUCUUCUGACCAAAGUAGUUAUAGCCGCAACCGAAGUUAUUCAGAUAGUGACUACAGUGAUUAUAGUAGUAGAUCAAGGAGGAGAUCCAAGCGAUCACCUGGUUCAGACUCUGACUCUGGAGCCUCAAAGAGCCAUUCCACAAGACACAAAUAUUCGUCUUCCGAUUACAGCCGGAGCAGGUCUAGAAGUAGAAGCCGAUCCAGAGGUAGUAGGAGCCGGGGUCGAGGGAGAUCAAGCAGUAGCAGCCGCAGUCGCAGCAAGCGAAGGAGCCGCAGCCUAACGGGUCACAGUUGGAAGCGUAGCAGGAGCUACAGCAGGGACCGAAGUACGAGUGCUCGCAGCCGUUCUGGGAAGGGAUCUCAUGGGCGAGAUAGUGUGGACAGCCGCAGAGGUAGCAGACGGGAUUUUAACCGUUCCAAAAUCUACCGUUCACAGUCCCCUCAUUACACUCGCUCAGGCAGCAGAAGAGAAGGGAGUCGGGGUUCUGAGCCAAGAGGUUCCAGUGCCUCUAUUACUUCACGCAGGAACACUGAUAUCGAUGUAGGCAGGUGUUCCUUAACAGCCAAGCAGUUACUGGAAAAAAUUCAGUCAAGGAGGUUGGAAAAAGCAGGUGGAACCGGAGUUGACUGCAGUAGUAAUAGCAAGGCUGGAGGGAAAGUAAAAGACCCACCUCAGGGAUACUUUGGCCCCAAACUACCCCCUGUUCUUGGCACCAAGUCUCAGCUGCCCAUGAUUGGAAAACUGCUAGCUGCGAGUAAAGUUGGAGGGCCAUGUAAAGCAGAGAACGAGGCAGGACAGGUGCUGGAGACGGUGGAUGUGCAACAGGAGCAGGAAUCAAAAGCAUCACAUGAAGAUGACACUGUGAUAUCAGAACCUUCUGAAACUCCUGCACAACAGAUUGCUCCGGAAGGCCCCACUUGCUUUCAGCCCUCUCUCCCAGGGAUUGCUGAGGGGCCUGGGUCACAUCCUCUGGGUAAUGGAAGUUUGCCCUUCCCACCACAUGGGGCACUUAUACCCCCUCCAGCUGAUGGUGAGUUCUUACACCCAACAACCUACACACCACUCACACCAGUAGAUCCAGGUGCUGUCCGGGCAGAAGGAGAAGAGGAAGAAGAGGACGAUGAGGAAGAGGAGGAUGAUGGAUCUUUGGCUCCUUUAGAGAGUCAGCCUAUCACCUUCACCCCAGAGGAGAUGGAGAAGUACAGCAAGUUACAGCAGGCAGCCCAGCAACAUAUUCAGCAGCAACUAAUGGCAAAGCAGGUAAAAAGUUUUCCUGCUGGAGCUGUCCCCCAAUCUAUACAACCUGCCACGCCAGCCCUGCAGCAGAUUCACAUCCAGCAAGCCCCACCUCCUGCAUCAGCCACAUCUAUCACCACCGUCCAGCAUGCCAUACUACAGCAUGCUGCUGCCGCAGCAGCUAUUGGUAUCCAACCUCACCCGCAACCUUUAGCUCAGAUGCACCAAUUCCACCAACCACACUUGGCUCCCAUCUCCCUGUCUCACCUUACUCACUCCCUCAUCCCUGCCCAUCCUGCAGCCUUCCUCGCUAGCCACCCAAUCCACAUUAUCCCAGCUUCCGCCCUCCAUCAUACAGGGCCUCUCACCCUUCACCAUGUCCCGCAUGCACUUUAUCCAACAUUGCUUGCUCCUAGGCCAGCCAGUGCUGCAGCAGCUACAGCACUGCACCUACACCCCCUGCUUCACCCUAUAUUCUCAGGCCAGGACCUACAACACCCACCGAGCCAUGGAACAUGAGAACUCAAUAUCAUCACCCUUCCCCUGGAAAGCUUACCAGACAGAUGGGCAUUGAAGUCUGCCCAGGUGCACCUGGUUUCCAUUCACAAAACCGAGUGACGAGUAUUUUUACAGACACUCUUCCAGAAUGAGAAGACACUGUAGGAUAUUUCUGACCUUCUAGUCCUACUAAGAAACAAACUUCAUCUGCACCAGUUUUUUCUUUAUAUUUUAAGGGAAGAACUAUUUUUGACACUAGGACCUGGGUUUCAGACAGAGCCCUCUAAUCAGGAGGUCUUUUAACAUGGCAAAUUUAAAGUGGCCCCCUUUUUUCUUUUUAUGUACACACGCACACCACUGAAAAUGCCCUAGAAUGUUGUCUGCGCAAAAAUUAAACACCCUGCCCGUUACCCCCCCUCCUCCACUGCCCCCCUGCAACAGAAAGAUGUCAACAGACCGAAACAUGUUGGAGGACGUUAUGGUGGGAAGGGACACCCCACUGCAUCUGCACUCUGUAUAUUUGUUUUUCCUUGCUGUAGUUGUACUAUAAUGUACUUCUGAAAUGCAAAACUUUAUAGUUUUCAGCUAGUUUGCAAAAAAAAAAAAAAAAAUCUGCUGCUGUGGCAUGUAUAUUUUAUCAAA